CGCCUCUGUUCUCCCUCCAAGGAGCCGCCUCGCCGACUCUGCCUCUGCCUCAGGACGGCUGUUGGCUGCAACCUUAGUCUGAGGGAGCAGCUCUGGGGGCGUCGAAGAGUGCUCCCUCCCCCAGACAUCCCGCAUCUCUUCUGCCAGAGCCCCCUCAUCUUCUCUGGGGUUGCAACAGUGGGAACGGCGUCGACGGCUCAUAGGUCGCGGAAGACUCAGCUCAGACCACCGAGACAACAUUCUCCUGGCAGUGAAGGGGACACCACUGGCAUCGAGGCUGGUGGCAGUUUUACCCUCACGCGGGGGGGGGGGGCGAAAAAAACUCUGAAGAGGACUACGGUUCAAGGGGCAGAGAAAACUGGAGGCAGGGUGGGGAACGGCUGAAGACGGGACCUCACCGUCCACUGCCACUGAAUCCUGUGAGGUCACAGGAGCUCCGACCUCACGUCAUCCCUGCGAUCCCCCUUGCAGGCGACACUUUGCUGGGGAAUUCCUUAGUGCGUGCCCCGAACUGGCGAUCGUGGGCGGCGCUGGGGGUGGUUACGGGGCAGCCAGACGUAGUUGCAAACCCCUGGGGGUCCUUGGGCACAUCUACCCUGGCCAACGGCCGUUGGAAGGCGCAGUUAGUUUGUUUGGGGGUCCCCGACAGCACGUACACCCCCUGACAAAUAGUUACGCCGUACAGCUCCUUGUGUGCUGAGGGAAGCCAAUUGGUGGGGAAUAAGCAGAGCCCUGAAGCUGACCGGCCACGCCAACCAUGACCUUGGGCCGAGGAGGGAUGGCUUCGGUGGUGCUGAACGUGGGCGGCGCCCGCUACUCGCUGUCCCGGGAACUGUUGAAGGACUUCCCGUUGAGUCGGGUGAGCCGGCUCCACGGUUGUCGCUCGGAGCGGGACGUGCUCGAGGUGUGCGACGACUACGACCGUGAGCGCAACGAAUAUUUCUUCGACAGGCACUCGGAGGCCUUCGGCUUCAUCUUGCUCUACGUGCGCGGCCACGGCAAGCUGCGCUUCGCGCCGCGGAUGUGUGAACUCUCCUUCUAUAACGAAAUGGUCUACUGGGGUCUGGAGGGCGCACAUCUCGAGUAUUGCUGCCAGCGGCGCCUAGACGACCGCAUGUCUGAUACUUACACCUUCUACUCAGCUGACGAGCUGGGUGCGCCUGGCCGCGAGGAGGCACGGGCUGCCAGGGGGUCCGAGCCAGCGGCUGCCAAGAAACGCUGGCUAGAACGGAUGCGCAGGACCUUCGAGGAGCCCACAUCCUCGUUGGCCGCGCAAAUCUUAGCCACCGUAUCGGUGGUGUUCGUGAUCGUAUCCAUGGUAGUACUGUGUGCCAGCACCCUGCCAGACUGGCGGGCAGCGGCUGUGGACAACCACAGCUUGGAGGAACAGAGCAGGUACACCGCCGGCCCUGGGAGGGAGCCUUCCGGGAUAAUUGAAGCCAUCUGUAUAGGUUGGUUCACUGCAGAGUGCAUUGUGAGGUUCAUCGUCUCCAAAAACAAGUGUGAGUUUGUCAAGAGACCCCUGAAUAUCAUUGAUUUACUGGCAAUCACUCCCUAUUACAUCUCAGUAUUAAUGACAGUCUUUACAGGAGAGAACUCUCAACUUCAGAGAGCUGGAGUCACCUUAAGAGUACUUAGAAUGAUGAGGAUUUUUUGGGUAAUUAAGCUUGCCCGUCAUUUCAUUGGACUUCAGACACUUGGAUUGACUCUCAAACGGUGUUAUAGAGAAAUGGUUAUGUUACUUGUCUUUAUUUGUGUUGCCAUGGCAAUUUUUAGUGCACUUUCUCAGCUUCUUGAACAUGGGCUGGACCUGGAAACAUCCAACAAAGAUUAUGCCAGCAUCCCUGCUGCCUGCUGGUGGGUGAUUAUCUCUAUGACUACGGUUGGCUAUGGUGAUAUGUAUCCUAUCACAGUGCCUGGAAGAAUCCUUGGAGGAGUUUGUGUAGUGAGUGGGAUUGUUCUAUUGGCAUUGCCCAUAACUUUUAUCUACCAUAGCUUUGUGCAAUGUUACCAUGAGCUCAAGUUUAGAUCUGCUAGAUAUAGUAGGAGCCUCUCUGCUGAAUUCCUGAAUUGAUGUGUUGCUGCUCUCCUACUGCUAUGUAUUACACGUCCACUGACCGAAGAAAACAUCAAGUCCUCCACAAGAGUCUCUUGCUGGAUGAUUUCUACAAGGAGGUUGUCAUCAGUUUUGUUGGGUAAUUGUAAUUCUGCCCAGCUGAGGAGGAGAAUGUUUCAUUUAUUAAGAAAGAAAUAGGAUGGAACUUAAGGAAGGAAACUCAUAGUGAUUCUUAGAAUGACAAAAGGAAGACUUCAGGACAUUAUUUAGACUUUAUCCUCUUUGCCUUGAAUAACUACAGAUUUCAAAAAGCACAUAUUAUUUAAAUAUUUAAAAACUUAAAGAUCUUAUUUUCCAAAUGUAUUUCAAUGCUUGUACUCAGAAAAAAAAGUUUGGAAUUUAUAGUAUUUUGGUUAGUUGGGGAAAAGCAUUUCUAUUUCCUGAUGGUAUGCAGUUUUUUUUUUACAUCAUUGUCAGGAGUAAUCCAGAAAUAUAUACUGCAUGCAAGAAUGGCUCAAUGCAUACUAAAGAGAUUUGGCUAAAAAAUUUAAGCUGUUGAAUGAGGCUAUAAGCAAACAGGGAUAAUUUUUGACUCUUCAGCAUCUCUUCCAAUUUACUAGUUAUAUUUUGCUCUUAUUAUAAUACUCACUGUAUAUUAUAGUUUUGUUGAACUUUGAAUGUUGUAUUCCUUUAAUGUCCAGAUGGAUUUUUCUUUUAUUUGUUUCCUUAUAUAUCCAUCCAUAAGUGAUUUAAGAGCAAAAAGAGUUUCCUAAGUUACCCUCUCAUCAGAUCAUAUCCUAACAAGUUGAUGGCAUCAAAGGGUUUUUGCCCUAUUAGAUAUUGUGGCCCAAUGAAGAGUGCUGAAAGUGGAAAUAGGAGAACUGGGUGCUAGUCCUGUCUUAGGCACUUAUUAGUUGUGUGAACAUAGCUGAAUCACCUGGCCUCUCAAAGUUUCAGUUUCCACAUCACUAAAAUGAGGAAAAUAAUACAUGUACUCUCUAUCUCACAGGGCUGUUGGAAAUCUUCAAGCAUCAUACUAAGUUUUUAGAAGUCUGCAUAAGGAUUUGGUUCCAACACUGCAAAUUCAAUAGAAAGAGUUUGAUCAAUAGUAGGAGUGCACCAGUACAUUAUUAGUGAGUAUUCAGCUUCAGCUAAAUAUGUAUGCAUGCAUUCAUACACACACACACAUACACACACACACACUCUCCUAUUCUGCUAUUUUAGAAAAUAACUUUUCAAACUCUAUGCUGAAUAUAAUGUCAGAUGUAAUGAUAUUAAUAAUUAGCCCUGCAGGCCAGUUAACUAUGCUGAUGUUUCUGUGCUGUUGAAAUUUAACAGUUUUCUAAUCAGAAUUUUUUAUUCAGUUGUCUUAGUGAUUGAUUUUGGUGAAUUCAAUUGAACUGCCUAUAUAAUAAGAGCUAAGACAGCUGAAAAGUAUGAUUCUGCUCUUUUUAUCUGAUAUUUAAAAUUGUAAAGAUAGUAUAAACAUGUUGACUUCUGUAUAGUGGAAGAUAAUGAUAAAUAUAUUCAUUGGGUUCACUAAGAAAGUCAAACUGAUUAUUGCUAAGGUAGUGAUAAGUUUCUAUGCCUCUAUAAUAAUACAGCUCUAAAUCAGUACUUUGUUUCUAUAAUCAUCAGUCCCAUCAAGAAAUUUGGACUACAAAUCAUUAACAGUUAAAUUAAGGAGAUACCAUUAUUUUUUUCUUUUUCCUUCUUUUUUUGAAAAAAAUUUCAAGAAUAUUUU
Sarcophilus harrisii (Tasmanian devil) is the source of this 3800-nucleotide messenger RNA. It is a transcript of the gene KCNG3, whose product is annotated as potassium voltage-gated channel modifier subfamily G member 3. Gene Ontology annotation, molecular function: protein binding; delayed rectifier potassium channel activity. The transcript has 2 exons. Lineage: Eukaryota; Metazoa; Chordata; Mammalia; Dasyuromorphia; Dasyuridae. Gene Ontology annotation, biological process: protein homooligomerization; potassium ion transmembrane transport. Bases 758 to 2074 code for a protein of 438 amino acids. Gene Ontology annotation, cellular component: membrane; voltage-gated potassium channel complex. The record is from RefSeq and is a predicted model, not a curated record.